This is a messenger RNA of Rhopilema esculentum, 3850 nucleotides long. RefSeq names its product H(+)/Cl(-) exchange transporter 7. Gene Ontology annotation, biological process: transmembrane transport; chloride transport. Gene Ontology annotation, molecular function: chloride transmembrane transporter activity. The record is from RefSeq and is a predicted model, not a curated record. Gene Ontology annotation, cellular component: lysosomal membrane; intracellular membrane-bounded organelle. NCBI's taxonomy places the organism in Eukaryota, Metazoa, Cnidaria, Scyphozoa, Rhizostomeae, Rhizostomatidae.
AUGUUGCCAGUGGCAUGUUGUAUGCUGCAACGAAGGAGACAAUAAUCAACUUUCAAGUAUAUUUCUACGAAGUCGAGAAAAUUGGAGCUGGGUUGUUGCCCGCCAGAGGAAGAUCUCUUUGCUUACAUAUCAUUCAAGCUGACAGAUCCGUAAAGUUUACUUAAUGGAAAAUGAAGUGAAUCACUAAGGUAUAUUUUGGAUCAAGCAAAGAAAAUUGGAGAUAAUCCAGCCAUGUUGAAAUGUCAAAUGAAAAUUUCCCUUUGAACCAAUUGAGGUCAAGGUCACCUUCUGCACAAAGUAUGUCUUCUGAAAGGACCCCACUGGUUGGCGCUAGAGCCCAUAACAAUGAGUCACGAUCAAGCACCCCAUAUUCUGGUAUUGCUAAUGCUUCUUACUCGCUGAACAGGGACAAAACUGACACUGAAUAUAGUGGCUUGUCUGACAUUGCUAAUCAUUUAGAAGUCUCUGGGAAUGAAGAACAAGAUCAAGAGCAAGUUAUCUCAACAAAGUUUGAGAGUUUAGAUUACGAUGUCCCGGAAAGCACAUUGAUGAAAAAGGAAGAGAAAUCAAAGAAUCCGGAGUAUAUGAUAAAGAUGAACCUUUAUCGCUGGUUCAUAAUGUGCAUGAUUGGAGUCUUAACCGCGAUGAUAGCAGUUUCAAUAGACAUUUCAAUCGAGAAGUUAGCUGACUGGAAGUACAGCCUCAUCAAAUUGUAUCUCGACAAGUGCAUGCGAGAGGGUUGCUUUGCUCUUCCGUAUGCGCUGUGGGUCGGCAUCGACAUGGGCCUAGUUCUUAUUGCCGCAGUAUUGGUCGUUUAUUUUGAGCCUGUUGCUGCUGGUAGUGGCAUCCCGCAAAUCAAAUGUUACUUGAACGGCGUCAAAAUACCUCACGUCGUGAGGAUCAAGACCCUAGUUGCCAAAGUAGUCGGAGUGGUGUUCUCCGUCGCUGGUGGCCUUGCAUGUGGCAAAGAGGGCCCCAUGAUCCACUCUGGUGCCAUUAUUGCUGCGGGUGUGUCUCAAGGAAGAUCGACUACAUUCAACCGAGAUUUCCACAUCUUUGAAAUGUUCCGCAGCGAUCACGAGAAGAGGGACUUUGUUGCUGGUGGCGCUGCGGCUGGUGUCGCAGCUGCCUUCGGUUCUCCAGUUGGUGGAGUGCUUUUCAGUUUGGAAGAAGGUGCAAGUUUUUGGAACCAGGCCCUGACAUGGAGAAUGUUUUUUGCCUCCAUGGUUUCCACAUUUACUCUCAACGUUCUGCUGUCUAUCUACCAUGGCCAUCCAGGAGAUCUUGGUUUUCCUGGUCUUAUAAAUUUUGGUGUCUUUAGCGGUGCCUAUUAUGGAUACGAAAUUCCAUUAUUCAUGGUCAUGGGGAUAAUAGGAGGCCUUCUUGGAGCCAUUUUCAACGCAAUAAAUCACCAUCUGUCGAUAUUCAGAACCAGGUUCGUGAAGCAGAAGCCUCUACGUGUAAUCGAGGCUAUCAUCGUUGGAAUGAUAUCGUCAGUCGUCGCAUUUAAUUUGAUUUACUUCAAGCCGGAUUGUGCUCCAAUCGGAACUGUUAAUACUACAGAAGCACUACAGUUUCUCUGCCAAGAUGGCGAAUCUAGCUCAAUGGGGUCGCUAGCUUUCAGCACGCCAGAGCACUCAGUUAAAAGUCUGUUUCAUUCUCCAAGAGGGAACUACAACACCGUGACGGUUCUCUUGUUCGCUAUUUGCUAUUUCUUUCUCGCUACCUGGACAUAUGGAUUGUAUGUGCCAAGCGGGUUGUUUGUUCCUGUCAUCCUUUGCGGGGCAGCUUGGGGAAGGAUGUUUGGUGACUGUGUUUACAAAAUAUUCCCCCAAGGAAAGUGGUCAGAGCCGGGAAUCUAUGCGUUAAUAGGGUCAGCAUCCAUGUUAGGCGGUGUGAUGCGGAUGACCAUCAGCCUUUGCGUUAUUGUCAUGGAAGCAACUGGUGACAUCACCUAUGGCCUCCCUCUGAUGUUAGCUAUCCUCAUUGCCAAAUGGGUUGGAGACUUUUUUAAUGAGGGUAUUUAUGAUAUUCAUAUAAAACUUGCUGGUGUCCCCUUUUUGGAUUGGGAAACACCCCAGAUGGCAUCGCAGAUUCCUAUUCGAGAUGUAAUGCGAAAGCCUGUUGUUUGCUUUCAUACUGAAGAAAGGGUCGGCCGCAUUGUUGACGUGCUAAAGAACACUGCCUCGCAUCAUAAUGGUUUCCCAGUGGUUGACAAUGUUCCUCAAACGCAGGCAGGUGACAGGGCAACCUAUGGUACAUUCAGAGGCAUCAUUCUGAGGUCACAGCUCAUUAUUCUCUUGAAGCAAAAGGUUUUCUAUGAAAGAAGUCAACUACGGAGACACAAGCUGAAGUUAAAAGAUUUCCGAGAUGCGUACCCAAGGUUCCCUCCAAUAAGAAAUAUUAAUAUAUCACAAAGAGAAAGAGAGUGUUAUAUGGAUCUGCGACCGUUCAUGAAUCCAGCUCCAUACACUGUGAUGGAGAAUUCUUCAUUGAACAGAGGAUUUAAAUUAUUUAGAGCUCUCGGUUUGAGGCAUUUGGUUGUAACUGAUGAAAGUAAUCAGGUUGUUGGCAUUGUCACUCGAAAAGAUUUGGCUAAGUAUAGAACGUGGGCACACAGGGGUCAAAUGGAACUUAAAAAAGUUAAAGUUUUACAGCAUUCUGAUUAAGAGAGUAAUUUUGUAGUUGAAAAUGAUUUUAAAUUAUUAUUACCCUAAUGCCGAUGGGUAACUUUUUCUACUUUUAUUUAGAAGGUUUAGAAAUUCUUUUUAGAUUUGCCCCGGAAAGAAAAUUGGCAACAGAUUCUUUGUCAAAUAUAUAUUUCUAGGGUUUGAAAACUACACAAUAUUUCUAUAGUAAAUUUUAUUUUGAAAUUGAAUUUUUGUGCAGAUAAUAAUCUUAUUUUUAUUUUUUUUCCAAUUUUGCUGGAUUAAAGGUUUAAUUUGUAACAUGGAACAGUUCACCUGCGCUCUUCACUAACCAAUGUAAAAAUAAUUUUAAGGGCUGUUGCGUAACACUGUUUUGCAGUCGGCCCUUUUUCUGAUGCUUUCUAGAUAAAUUUUCCUUAUUUUACAAGAUUUCAAACAGGGUAUGUCUCCCAAACAGGACUAAAAUUUUGAAGAAGGAAACAAAGUCAGUCGGAGCAAACAGCGGUGUUGUCAUUCCACGAUCCGCAGCUGAACGAUUGUUCAAUUUCAGUUAUUUAAUUGCACUGAAAAUUGCCCCUUAUGAUAAAACAUCUUUGCCCAUGGUUAGUUUGUAGUACAUCUAUCAUCUCCAUUUUGACCAAGAACACUUAAAGUAGGAUUAUUCAUACCACAAUAACGAUCAAUAUUUCAAGCAACUUCAGUAAGGUUACCCCAUAGGUCAACAAAAAUUAUUUGGCCUAAUACCAUUUAUUGUUAUCCCAUUCUUUCAGUUUUUGCUAUGACCUUUGAUAUGCUGAUGAUAUUAAUAAAUUAUAGUACUAAUGAGUACUAUAGUUGAUAAAUUUCUACCUACUUUUGCCAGUUAGAAUUUUUAUCCCAUUAGCAGAAAUGCAGGAAAAAACUUAAGAAAUUACACACAAAUAUAUUCAUAUAUUAAGUUCACUCUACAUCCUGUAUAAUGUUAAUACAGGUACUAAAAAUUACUUUGAUUAUUAUAACACUCACACACAACACACAACAGCAAAAAUCUCAAAGUAUGCAAAGGUUUAAGAAACUAUUGUUUCUCCUUAUUAAAGCAUUCAAUCUGAAGUAAGUUAAUGUUGCAAAAGUUCUCAUGUAUAUAUUUAGUACUAAUGAGUAAUUUAGGCAAAAUUGUAUAUUGAAUUUCAAUUAAGAUCUUUUGAUAUGCUGAUACUUGUGUU